This is a messenger RNA of Triplophysa rosa, 1349 nucleotides long. RefSeq lists its product as uncharacterized. The record is from RefSeq and is a predicted model, not a curated record. Gene Ontology annotation, cellular component: membrane. The transcript has 7 exons. Bases 123 to 815 code for a protein of 230 amino acids. Lineage: Eukaryota; Metazoa; Chordata; Actinopteri; Cypriniformes; Nemacheilidae.
ACAACAUUCCUUUUGUGCUUUUGGUAAGUCAAAACUGUCACUGUUACUGAACAAAGUUCUGUAUAUACAGACCCGGAGAGAGUCACACUUUGCUAUUUUAUCUAAAGUAAUCAUACAAAAGGAUGUCUCUGAGUGUGUCCCAGGAUGAAGGGGUGACUGUAAUUACCAUCACCUCAAAUCCUAAAAGCAAAUGGCCCUCACUGUGUCAGAUUCUGGGUAAUCUGUGCUACAGCCCAAUGUGUUUAUUGCCUACAAAUGUCAAAAAGGAAAUGAUGUACAUCCAAACUGCACUAGGGAUUGUGCAGAUUAUAGUUGGAAUCCUCAACAUCAUAGCAGGGAUUUUGUUUAUAAACUGGGGAAUGCAUGAUUACAUUAUGAUGUGGAAUACACCCUUUUGGCUUGGUGGGGUGUUUCUCACAUCUGGAAUCAUGAGUAUUCUUGUAUUCUGCAUCAGAGGUUAUGCCGUGUUUGCCCUUGCUGUGAUUUUGAAUGAAGCCAGUGGUUUACUGGCUAUGAUAGGUGUUGCACUGUAUUCAUGGGACUUGGUGAGAACAAGCUCUUAUUCGGCUUACGAUUACUCACCAGCGCUUACCCCAGAACAGAGGAUGGACACUGAGUCCUUUCUGUAUAUUAAGGAUUGGAUUAAGAUGACCCGUGGAACUCUAGACAUCACGAUGAUAGUUUUUACCAUCCUUCAGUUCUGCGCAAACAUCACUUUCGUGGUCAUGUCUGUGAUAGCAUGUGUUCUGAAGGAUGAUGACCCUCAACUUCACAAGCUGCUCCCCGAAGAGAUCACUGAAAAUCCUGAGUGUUAGAGAAAACAAGAGGCACAAACAUAAAAAGCUAAAUGUUUUUGAAGCAGUUUUUCUUUUGUAGUAGAUAGGCAGAUCAUUUCUAUUACUGUUGUUUCCACCCCAAUUUACUAAGACAAAUUGUUAGAAUAUGUCUUGCGUUCCGCGCUUAACCAUCAGAAUGGCAACCUUUGGGGUGAACCUGUUUGAAAAAUAAAUUCAACAUACACUACGUAAUAUUUUUUUGUAGUGAUAUGUAUUAUGUUUGUUUGACAUCAUAGCCUUGUAUCACAUUCUUUUUUAUUAAUUUAGUAGUAAAACACUACUAAAGGACUGCAAGAAUGAACAACUGGUCACUUGGUUGACCAUACAUUAUUAUUCAAAAUGAUUUACAGAAACUGAUUCAAAUCAUAGUACCAGAACCUUGUGGUUUAUUAGGUUUUGGAUAGUUUAUUAUUUGUUUUAUUCUGUGUUUUGUGCUAUUUUAGGGAUAUCUUUCAUUUUUGGAUUUGUAGUCCUGAGUACUGACGGUGCAUAAAAAUAAACACACUUUUCUGA